This is a messenger RNA of Nelumbo nucifera (sacred lotus), 2095 nucleotides long. RefSeq names its product LEAF RUST 10 DISEASE-RESISTANCE LOCUS RECEPTOR-LIKE PROTEIN KINASE-like 2.5. Gene Ontology annotation, biological process: protein phosphorylation. Gene Ontology annotation, molecular function: ATP binding; polysaccharide binding; protein kinase activity. Lineage: Eukaryota; Viridiplantae; Streptophyta; Magnoliopsida; Proteales; Nelumbonaceae. The record is from RefSeq and is a predicted model, not a curated record.
UCCAUGGCGGUCUCACGAAUUGACUUCCGCUACCGUAGUCGUCCUCUCCGUUGUCUCCUCAUCAGCUCCAUCAUCCACAUCUCCUGCUGCUUUUCUGUCAAUCCUGUAAGUUCGUCCAACUUCACCAGUUGCCCUUCGUUCCCCUGUGGUAACAACAGCGUCAUGAUGAGGUACCCCUUCUGGCCACUAGACGGUGAAACCGUCGGUUACUGCCGACUCCCCGGCUUCGGUGUCUCCUGCAACAAGAACAUCAAGCCCGUCCUUAGCCUCUCCAACGCAGAUUACUACGUGGAAAGCGUGAAUUACUCUCAAAACACCCUCACCGUCGUCAACGCCGCGGCGCUAUCGGGGCCGGAGCAGAGCUGCCCAAUACCACGCACCAGUCUCUCCCUAGAAGGUUCGCCCUUCUCCAGCUCCGAUAACAAGGACCUCAUCUUAUACUUCAACUGCUCCUCGUACCCUGCUUCCGCCAAGCCUCUCCGUUGUCCGGAGAGCAACAACCGUGAGGCAAAUCGCUCUUUCGUGUUUGUUAAAGACGGCGACGCUGCCACCGGAUUUUCCCUGUUCGACUGGAACGGCAACUGCGAGUCGGCCGUGGAGAUCAAGGUCUCCGUUGACACGGCGGUUGACCGGUUUCCCUUCAUCAUCAGCAACUUCGGGAGGGUCUUACGAAGCGGGCUUCGAUUAAGCUGGAGCCCUAGUAAGGUAUGUAGCGACUGCAACAAGGGAUCCGGUGAAAACUGCGCCUACGAUGAGAUUGCUUGCCUUUGCUCGUCGGAUGGACGGGAUUCCGUCUGUAAAAGGGAGCUGAUUAGGAGCAAAGAUUCACGUAACUUAGUAGUAGCAAUUGGUUACCCAGUUGCAUUUGUUAUUGGCGGUAUGAUACUCAUGGCUUCCCUUUUUUACUGCAUCAUCCGCUAUAAGAAACUCUUGUCAUUCUACAACAAUAUUCCCAUCUUCUUCCGGCGGAGGAGAAUAGAACAUGCAGAAAAUAUUGAGAUAUUUCUGGAGAGCUACGGAGCAUUCGUUCCAAAACGAUACAAAUAUUCAGAUAUCAAGAAAAUGACGGGAUCCUUCAAAGAUAAGUUAGGGCAGGGAGGCUGUGGUACCGUGUUCAAAGGAAAGCACACAGAUGGCCGUCUCGUGGCUGUCAAGGUCUUGACUGGUUCUAAGAGCAAUGGAGAUCAAUUCAUCAAUGAAGUUGCUUCAAUCGGUAGAACAAACCAUCUAAACAUCGUUAGUCUUCUGGGGUUUUGCUUUGAAGGUUCAAAGAGAGCCCUUGUCUAUGAGUACAUGCCCAAUGGAUCUCUUGAAAAGUUCAUCUAUUCUGAAAACGUUAACCCAUCUGCCAUAUUCCCUCUGGGAUGGCAAAACCUCUACCAAAUUGCACUCGGAAUUGCUCGAGGGCUGGAAUAUUUGCAUCUUGGGUGCACAAUGCGGAUUCUACACUUCGACAUAAAACCUCAUAACAUUCUCCUGGACAAAGACUUCUGCCCAAAGAUCUCCGACUUUGGGCUGGCUAAACUCUGUUCAACGAGAGAAAGCCAUGUAUCGUUGGCCUGUGCCAGAGGGACUGCAGGCUACAUUGCACCAGAGUUUUUCUUCGGGAAUGGAGGUGUUUCUUACAAGUCUGAUGUCUUCAGCUAUGGAGUGAUGGUGUUGGAAAUGGUUGGAGGGCGAAAGAACUUUGAUUUGGGAGUGAACAACACCAGUGAAAUAUAUUUUCCGCAUUGGAUUUAUGACCGUCUUAAGCGACAAGACAGUCUGAGACUAGAGCGGAUUGAAAAACUUGGUGACGAGGAAAUAGCAAAGAAGAUGAUCGUGGUGGGGUUGUGGUGCAUACAGAUAGAUCCAGCCAGUCGGCCUUCAAUGAGUAAGGUGGUAGAGAUGUUGGAAGGAAGCAGCCAAUGCCUGCAAAUGCCACCUAAACCACCUUACUUUGAAUAUUCCUGACGACAAAAAUAAAAUUUGAAAAAAUAUAUUCUAGCUAACUACAGAACUCUGAAUUCCACUGCAAUUUUAGAUAAUUCAAAAUGAUAAACACCACAUCAAAGACUAAUACCGGCUUAUGAAUUGGCAUUAAUUCCUAACCGGC